UGUUACGUUUCACAUUUAAAUUUUAAGCUUCUUUGUAAUUCGUGUUACUAGUUCACUCACGUAAAUAUUGUGUAUAUAUUCUGUUUUGAAACAAAAUCUUAUAAUUUACUUAUGAAAGGAAAAUCUUUUUACUGAUUACCAUGUCUGGUUUAUGCUAUGAUUGUUUUCGUAAUAGUAAGUGUGCAAUAAAAAACCACUUAAGUGGAAGGUUAAAAUGUUGACUGUGACUUAAAAUGCGACUAGGAUUUGAGCUAGGAGGAGUGUAACAUAUUAAAUGCAAAUUCCAAGAUGUUUGAUAGAUUUACUAGUAGCGCUUUGUGCAAGCUCAUCUGGGGAGGUACCACCCACUCAUCAGAUAUUCUACCGCAAAAUUGUAAAUAAUAAGUAAGCCAGUAAUUAUAGGCACGAAGAUUAUGGGCGUUAUUUUUUUACUGUGCCAAUGUUUAUGGGCGUUGGUGACACUAACUUACCAGGUGGCCCAUUCGCUCGUCCAAUCUAUGCCAUAAUUCCUUAUGGUCAGUUUAUAGUAAGGAAGCUGUCUGGGAAUCUAAAACAGCGCGAUUUUUGAAGAAUUCCCUUUCUCGCACAACCGCUCUGUGGAACCAGCUCUUGUCGGCGAUUUAUAUUUCCAUUUCCAAAAAGAAAUGACAUAGAAAAAUUCAAGAAAAAAGCUUACUCGUUCAAUGCACUUGAAUGUCCUCUGGUGUUGCGGAUGUUCAUGGACUGUGGUAGUCACUUUCCAUCAGCUGAGCUUCCUGGUCGUUUACCUCUUCUUACAUAAAAGAGUAUACUUAUACAAAGAUAUGAUUUAAAACAAACUGAUAGCCAGAUCCAAAAAGAAUUUAAACGCUUGACUCAACAUUCGAACCUAGGACGUUCAGAUCAGCCUUAUUAGAUAGCCACUAGAACAACAAUGCAAUACUAAUAUAUUUAAUAUAACAAAGUAUUUACAAACAUUAUAUCCAUAUGAUUCCAUUUGUUUGUUUAUUCUGUAAACAACUCAUGAAUGCAGCGUGAUCUCAUCGGUAGCUUACUACACGUUCGCAUGAUUUAUUACAAGUAGAGGAUUAUCUUUAUCAAAUGUAAGAUUAAAAAAAUAAAUUUGUUCAUAAAUCUUAAUAAAAAUAUCGUACCUAGAUGAAAUUCUGAUUAAGAAGACAGCAAAACGGACGCAAAAAAUUCAUCUCAUAGUUGUAAUUUCGUAAGACGAAAUAAAAACAAAGAUCUCAACGAAAUAUUCCUUGCGACGUACUCAACUGAUACUAAAGAAAAUUAAAUGAGAUAAAAUGCUAUUAUUCCAUUUGUUCAUGUUUUGUGUUACGAUGGGACACUACGUUGACGGAGACGAGAUUUCGUGCAAUGGCCUUGUCUUUGGUCAAGUUUAUUAUGAUCGAGAAGUAUUGAUGGAAAACCUUGGAAGGCCAUACAAUUUGGUCGUACAUAAAUAUUCUGGUACCCUCUUUUUUAGUCAUACGAUUCAUAAAGGUACGGAAGUUGAUUUUAAAAUAAUGGCUUACGAUUUAAAUAAGAGAGUAUACAAAGAUGUUAAAGGAAUUCCUGGUGGAUAUGCUAUUGCGUAUGAUCCUGGUAACGACGAUAUAUAUUUCGGUGGGCACGAUGGUAUAUACAAGUAUAAUUUUUUGACAAAAUCUGCGGAAUUUUUCGCCGAAGAAGGAAAGUCUAUAUGGGGUUUAUUCAUACGAAAUAAUUUUUACUACAUCGAUUACCCAACGCAAAAGCUACACGUUUACAUCGAUGACAAAUUCGUCAAGGUUGCUGAAGCUGUCAAUAUUGAAAUUGACAAUUUCUUCGUUACAAGACAGCAAGAUAUAUAUUUCUCAAAUAAAACAGCUCUUUAUAAAGUUGAUAAGAUCACUAGAAGUACUACAGUAUUGGAUGACGAUAUAGCUGUGAGGCAAAUCGCUGAUGAUAGCUAUGGUGAUAUUUAUAUAUGUGGUACUAAUGGAAUUUAUGUUGAAGAUAAACCCUAUACGAGAAUUAAGCAGUUGGCGGAAAUAGAAAAUGUAUUUGGCAUGACUUUCGAUGAACACGAUCGUGUAAUUUAUUCUGAUAAAUAUACUAUAUAUAGACUUCUUCCUAGUAAUAAUAGUAUCGCAUGUAUAGGUGUUGUUUCGCCGAAUAAAAAUGAAAACGCUUUUGAAGAAAUUUAAAUAACUUCUAUAUAAAUAUU
Nymphalis io (European peacock) is the source of this 2191-nucleotide messenger RNA. Its product is annotated as ommochrome-binding protein-like. The transcript has 2 exons. Lineage: Eukaryota; Metazoa; Arthropoda; Insecta; Lepidoptera; Nymphalidae. Bases 1287 to 2171 code for a protein of 294 amino acids. Gene Ontology annotation, molecular function: protein binding. The record is from RefSeq and is a predicted model, not a curated record.